AUGAGUGACCAAGAAACACCCUUCGGCGAGGACAACCUCCCGCCGAACCGCACCCGCGCCGCCCUCCCCCUCCCCGUCCCGUCCCUCGCCCUCGACUUCCGCAUCGUCGUCGACCUCGACCCGCUGGUCCCCGUCGGCGUUGGCCCCUUUGGCCAGCGGAACUGGAUCUCCUUCUCCGGCGGCGUCUUCACGGCCCGGUGGGGCACCGGCACCGUCGUCCCCGGCGGGCAGGACAGCCAGCUCGUCGUCGCCGAGAGCCUGAGCACCGCCGUCGAGACGUCCUACCUGCUCAGGACCGACGACGACGCCCCCGCCCACAUCGCCGUGCGGACCACCGGGUGGCGGACGGGGCCGAGAGACGUCAUGGAGAGGCUGUUCGACCCCGCCCGGGCCGACGCCGUCGCGCCCGACGAGUACAGCUUCCGCCUGAGCGUGAGGAUGGAGACGGGCGACGAGAGGUACCGGGACCUCGUCAACACCGCCAUGUGGGUCGGCAGCGGCGCCAGGCUGGGGGCCACCGUCGUUUACGACGCCUACCGGGUCGUCUGA
This is a messenger RNA of Colletotrichum navitas, 549 nucleotides long. RefSeq lists its product as uncharacterized. The coding region runs from base 1 to 549 and encodes 182 amino acids. The record is from RefSeq and is a predicted model, not a curated record. The transcript is spliced from 2 exons. Lineage: Eukaryota; Fungi; Ascomycota; Sordariomycetes; Glomerellales; Glomerellaceae.